UGGCCAAAAUUCUAUAUUCAACUCAACUCAACAAUCUCCAAAUUCCUUUGCAGCCCUGGAUCCCCUGUGGGCGGCCGGGUCGCAGAGGUCACAGAAACUACCGUCACCGUUGCAUGGACCCCCACGGAUGCAAAUUGUAUCAGUUUGUUCCAGGUGUGCCUAAAACCCGUCGGGUUCUUCGACCCCGUUCGAUGCAACAUGACGGAGAAGACGUCGUUCAAAUUUGAGAAUGUAGAGGCCUGUGCCAAAUACGAGGUCCAGAUUACCCCUAUUGACUUGGAGGGGACCCUUGGUAAAAAGUCGUUGACCGUCGAUAUCCACACUAAGGAAGGAUUGCCAGGGAAGCCGGUCAACCUUCAGGUGAAGAUGGAAACCUACGAUUCGGCAACCCUUACUUGGUGGGACCCGAUGGAUCACGCCCUGUGUGUAGAAACAUACGUCGUGACUACCGAGAUCGUCAGCGGCGUCAGUUCUCAGGAAGUAUCGCACAGGACCUACAGAUCAGGAGCAAACGCAGGUAUCACCCCACAGCAGCAUUUCUUCCAGGAAAAGCCUCUGAAAGGGUGUACCAACUACACCUUCAAGGUGUACCCCAGGGGUUUCUCUGGCACCAUGGGUCCCUAUGCCAGAGAGGACAGAGAGACGCUGGAGACAGAUCCCAUACCUGUAGAGUUCGUGAACUUGGCUGGGGUCACAACCACUACAAUGGACGCAGACUGGAGUUCCGUCGACACUUGCCUUGACCACUACAAAGUUUGCCACUACAAUGACUACGAUGCGAUCGAGGUCUGCGAAAACUCGAUAGAUACACAGACGACGCUCUCUGACCUUCUCGAAUGCUUAGUCUACCACGUCUCCGUCAGCACAGUGACGCCAUCUGGUGUCAUCAGCGACAAGAAAAUGGCAGUGGCAAAGACGGACGACGUUGCACCGGGCGCACCGAAGAACCUAACAAUAGGACAAAUAACACCCCAUUCUAUAUCAAUUCUGUACGACGACCCAGCAGAGAAUCCACAGUGCGCCGCACAUAUCGGUCUAGAUAUCGCAAAAGCCAGUGGGGAAGAUAAGCAAUUACUCUCCUCGACAUCUCUAGUGAAGGGCCACAUCAAAGAGCACACUUUCAACAAACUGGACGCCUGCACAAAAUACGUCAUAAAAAUCAUGGCCUCGUCUCCUGAAGGAUUAGCUAGUGAGUGGGACAGCAUCGAGGCUUCGACUGAUGUGGAAGUCAGCGGUCCCGCUCAGAACUUGAGGGUUGACGGGAAGACCACAACUUCCAUCAACUUGAAGUGGUUCGAACCGGAAGCUAAUGGGCGCUGUGUCAUCAAAUAUUCCCUUUCCUGGGAGGGUGGUUCGAUAGAGAUUGAGUCACCGACUCCAGGAGGUUCUUUGCCCCAUGAACUGGAACAGCUGGUAGAUGGUUUAAAUUCUUGCACAGAAUACACUUUCGAACUGACCCCUUCAAUAGUUCACGAUAUUGAGGGCCCUACUGUUACUUUAACUGAUAAAACAGUCUGUUGAGGUGUAAUGUGUGAUAAAUUUUCAUAAUUUUUAUUUUUUGCUUAUCCUUGAGGUUAAUUUUUUGGGGUAGAAAAAGUGGUAUAGUAAGCGUGUAGUUUUAUGUUGUGAAAGGAAAAUAAAAUUCUUAACUGAA
Macrobrachium nipponense is the source of this 1654-nucleotide messenger RNA. Its product is annotated as neogenin-like. The transcript has 7 exons. Lineage: Eukaryota; Metazoa; Arthropoda; Malacostraca; Decapoda; Palaemonidae. The record is from RefSeq and is a predicted model, not a curated record. Gene Ontology annotation, molecular function: protein binding. The coding region runs from base 199 to 1521 and encodes 440 amino acids.